CAUAGUAAUUUACCGGAAGUAGAUGAUGGAGUUAGGAGGAGAAAGAUGAAGUCGAGAAUGGCGGAGAACUCCGAGUAUUUCAGUAUAGGAAGUACUGUUCGUAUUGUUACUUGCCACAAUGUCGAAAUGAGGGGAGAAGUUGUUGCUUUUGAUGUUGGAACUAAAUUUCUUAUUUUGAAGUCUCCAACUGCAGGGAAACACGGUGCCUUUGACAUGAAGGUUGUUAAUCUGAAUCUAGUAUCAGACUUGUGUGUAGUCAGUGAAGGUCCGUCUUCUCCACCACCUCUAGGUUCUGUUAAUAUUGCAAAGGUUCAGUCUCGUGUCAAGCAGAGCUUGGAUGAGAAAAUGCGACAGCUUAAUUUGGUGGGCAUAGACGUUACUCCAGAAGGACAGCAGCUUAUGAACAGUAUAUCAAAAACGAUAGUUGAUGUACGAUGGGAAAAUCAAAAUAUUGUGGUCAUGAACACAGUUGUCAUCAAACCACCCUAUCGAGUGGAUGACUGCAAAGUGUUUAAAGAAUGUCCUGGAAAUGCUCAAGUCCUUGCCCACAUUAGCAAAAUUGUGGAAAAGCACCAUAGUGAUGAGAUGAAUCGUCAGGCCCAGUUACAGAAUGACUCCCAGAAAUCCACAUCCCCUUCUCCUGCCCCCUCAUCUCCAGCGUCUUCAGCAUCGUGAAGUAUGGGAUGUUGCCAGCUCUGCCUCCAUAUGGCAUUUUUCUAACCAGAAAAUUAGUUACAUUCUAGAGUUUUGAGUAGCCUCAGUGCACAACAUUGACCAGUCCUGCCCAUUCAUGAAUGCCAUCAAACAACAUGGAUCUCUUUGGCAGCCCAUAAAAUCACAACUUCAUUUCAGAUAGUACUCUACUUUUUCCUUUUGCUGGGGAAGGGGAUUGGGCUCUAGAAGUUGCAUUUCUUUUUUUGUUAUACUGUGACAUAAAUUAAGGCUUUGUAUGCAUGUGAUGCAUGUCUUUAGCAACCUAUGACCAGAUAGGGAAAUUUUUCCUGUGACGACUAAUGUCUAGAAGAAAGUUUUAUUAUACCAAAGACUGCAUUUUUAAAAUAUAAGCAUAAGGAAACAAACAAAAAAUCUGUGUAAAGAAUAUUUGAAGAGUAUUACUAAGAAAAUUGAAUAGCUUGACAGCAUUUGAGAUUGUAGGGUCCUGUCUGUAAUCAGGACCUUUUAAACUUCUGUGAAAUACUUGUUAUGAUUUAUUAAUGCAAGUCUGUGUAAUGACCAUGUGAGUCUGUCUUCAUUACCACCAUUAUGCAUUUUUCUAUUUUCCUUGGCUCUUUUGUCACCUUUGAUUUAGAGUAGGACAAUGCAAUUAAAAAUCAUGAAUUGAUAAAUAAAAAUCUUGUGUUUCAUAUUCCUUUUAGUAUUACUAAUUCUUCUGUUAUUUUCUUAAAUUGUUAAAAGAGUCAUUUAAAAGAAACAUUUCUUUGUGACCAUAUGGCUUUCCACCUUCACCAAGAAGCACGACACCUAUAUAAAGAAAUGGAUAGUUUUGGGGUUUUUUUUAUUCCCCACCAGUCCUUUAGUCAUUUGUUUCUUAAGGGAGCAUCUGGAUUGACACGGCAGCUGACUAAGUCCACCAUUUAUACCUGUUUUGGAUUAUAGUGAUCAGAUCUUUCACAGGAUGACCAGUCUUUGAUGUUUGUAAGCUAGUUCUUUCUCUGGCCACCAUGGCAUGGACCACCCUCCAAGGUACCUUAAAGAACAGUCUUUGACAUGGUGUCAUGCCAUGGCACAUCACCAAACUUGACCAGCUUAAAUUUUUUUAUUGUUCCAAGUAGACGUUCCUGGUGUCCUAAAAGUGUGGCAGCCAUGCUUCAUUGGUUAUAUGUUCUCUGUACGAGAUCCUAAGCAGCCUUCUUAGGCACUUGCUCUUUAAUGCCUGGAUUCACUCAGUAUUGGCUAGCAAAGUCCAUGUUUCACAUCCUAGAGCAGCACUACAAAGGAUGUGUACAGAUUGUACUUUGUAGUAAACCUGAUGCUAUGCUAUUCUUAGACUCUGUCCAGCCUAGCUAUUGCCGCUGUUGCAGAUGCGAUCCUGAUGCAAAUAUCUGUUUUGGAGCUGCCAUCCUUGGAGAGGGUAAUUUUUAAGUACUUCAAGCUUCUUACCUCUUCAAGCUGUAUCCUGUUCAUGUUGGUCUCUGCUUUGCCUUUGCCAGUGAUCACAACUUUGUUCUUACCAGUGUUGGUCUCCAUUCCAUGUUUUCAAACUUUCUGUCUAUAUUGGUGGAAAUCCAUUCUACUAGAACUUGAGCCAAGAGGUCUAGGUGUCAAGAUGACAAAUCCACAUAAUUUCUUCUCAGGGAUGGCUUAAUGUUAAAUGCUUCCAUAAGAAAGCAAAAUAUGUGGGUGAUUUCCCCUUAACCCCCCUCCCCAAAUGAUGAAACUGAAAUUACCACACAAAUUCCUCAAGAUAUUAACAAGAAAAAUAGAAAUCUAAGAGUAAUGUUUACUUGCUUGCAAUUCAAAUGUUAGUGUUUCCUCACCCCCACUAAAGCAAAAGAACAAUGAAGGGCAAAAUGUCUAACAUUCCAAAGUUGGUAGGUAGCAAUUUGCAUCAUGAAAAACCUAGUAAGUUUUGAAAAGUUUUGCAUCGUUCAUAAUUCACAUACUGCACAUGUUCUAUGUGUGUUCAGAUGCUACAGCUAUUUGUGCUUGGUAUUUUUGGACUUGACAUAGCAGUCUUGAUGACUUGUUGGAUUCUUGCAUUCUUAUAAACAUAAGAUUGUUCAAUUUAACUCAAUCCUGUCAUAUAUAAAUAGUUGUUAAGUGAACAACUUAAUAAGAAAUUUACUCCAUUUUUGAGUGCAGUAAUUUCUUUUCUUGAGCUAAAAUACUCAGGAAUUCUGGAAUUAAAAAAAAAAUUCAAAUAACUAAGUCAACCCUUUGAUGAACAGGAAAUGGUGUGCCUUUCUGAAACUGGCAUAUCAGUACUCAAGGACUGAGUUAAUUGAACCGUUUAAGCUUGUGGAAGAAGUUAUUGGGUUGACAAUCUCUGUAUAAGAAAAAUUGAAGAAAGUCAUUGCAAAACUGAAUGAACCCUUUUUGGUGUCACUUGAGUUGAGACUGGUUGUAGAAUUUGUAAAGUGGCAUCACUCCACAACAAAACAUAGUGAACUACUUGAACCAUUUCAGACCUAUGUUUUAGAUGCUAUUACAAUUAAACAAUCAUUUAGUAACCCAAAAUUUUUAUUGGACCUGAUCCAGAACAUCACUAAGCCCAACUUACCAUUUUCCUUGCUUUUCCCUUUAACCUGUCAGCAGUUUUGAGUUAACUUGAAGUUCAUCAUGUUUUCUUUAACUAUAAUGGCAGAAGUAGUCCUGUAAUCUUUUGCUCAUAGGAUAGAUAUGUUAUAGAAAUAAUACUUUUCUUGGUGCCAACUUGUUUUUAAUAGUGUCCAUCUCUACUUCCUUUACUGCCUUACCUUUCUCAACUCUCAGCUAGCACCUGUCACCAAUACAGUGAAGGUUGGCUAUCCUGGGUUCAGUUCUCAUCUAGGACAUGCUGUUCUUUCUCUGCAUGUGGCAUCUCUUUACAGGGCUGGCUACCUUGCCACGAUAUAGCCUUAGUUACUGGCUUGGCACAAAACACCCCCCGGAUAGUCAAGUGUUUAGAGCGCUGACAUCCAAACUGAGUGCGCACCGGUUCAAUGCCUGAAUAGUGCAGCAAACCUAGCUGGUGGGAAUUGGUACCUGAUCCAUAGAGGGUUAGGGAAAGUAAAGCUGCAAGGGAGAGGAGAUGGGCACUGCCCUCAUAUUGCUGGCCCUGAGAAAAGUGAGGUCUCUAACACUUCAACCCCCAGUGACCUGAAAAGAUUAGGGAAUGACCUUAUAAAACACCGAUUCCCUUCCCAACUCUUUCAGUUGGGUCUUUAGAAAUGCUCUGUGCAAUAAAGGGUAUUGAACCAAGUGUGUGCCUCAAGCCUCAGUAGUGGUGCUCUACUUGGCUAACAGCUUCUCAGUUCCCUUUAAUGUUUGCAGUAGAAAACAUGGAUUUCAUCUACUCAACCACGGCAUCUUGGUGUAAAAUUAAAUGUGUUGUGUUCCAGAUGAUUCUGAAAAUAUGUAAGCAUGGAAUUAUAAUUACUAAGUGACAUUACAAAUGAAAAAUACAGUUUUGCAAGCUUUCAUGAUACAAACAUCAAAAUGUUGAUGGAUGGAAAAGCCAGCUUGCUAUUAUUUGAUCAUCUUGCUAUAUUUGACAGUGAUUUGCUUAAUUUUACUAGCUCUUUAGUUUAACAUUUCUGAUGUGAAUUUUUUUUUCUCUUAGUUUGUUGCAAAGUCAUUUUUGUUGAACUCACUGCCUCCUUCUCAUGUGUUGUCCGUCAGACUUUGUGUAAUGUACUUCAGAGUUUAAAGAAAUGAAUAUAUUUAAAACCCUAUAGAUGCUCCAAGUCAUACAGUGUUAUCAUAAUAAUGAAUGUUAGUCAUUAGCAGUACUUGGGUCAGAUGCACUCACACCAGGUGAAUAAUAGUGAUAAUUGUGAUGUGGACUUAACAAUGUGAAGCUGGUGGGUUGAAAUAUUUUUUUUGUAUUUUAUCUUUGAUACAUUAAAACUGUCCAUCUUGAAAUGUUUGGUGAGGAACAAAAAAAAAUGGUUAUAGAUAGACCUCUGCAUACACUGCCGUGCACAUGAAGAUGGUUAGAGUGAGCAAACAAAAACUUCGUAAAUUGAUGAACCCACGUUUAUGCUAAUUAAUUUUUAGACAGUUGUUCAGGCAGCUUGGUACGCUUGUCAUAAGGAAUGAACUAUGAUUUGAAAUUAGGUUUUUAACAGACGUGUUGAAUGUGACUUUUUUAUAAAUGAGCAUGCUCAAAUUUUGCAUAGUCAAAUAUUUGAUGAUGUGUCCAGUUGAGAACACCCUUCAGGUAUUCUGAGAGAUGACAUAAAUAAAUAGCUAGUUCAAACAAAGUAAAUACAACUUUAUUAGUCCACAAAUGGAAGGGAUCUUAGGUUUUUACAAUAUUUUACAAAAUCAUUCAUAUAGUUCUAUCUAAUGUUUAAAACACCUGCCAACAAAGUGGUUAACAUUUAAAGUUAGGGUCUUUAAGGUUUGAGGAGUGUGCCCUCUGGCCUUGAAAGAAAUUUCUAAAGCUGGAACCAGCAGUCAAUAGUCCUUAACUGCUUAGUUUAUGACAAGCCAUUAAACAUGUUGGCUGAAUGAGUUU
Messenger RNA from Pomacea canaliculata, 5182 nucleotides. Its product is annotated as protein LSM12 homolog. The transcript is spliced from 5 exons. NCBI's taxonomy places the organism in Eukaryota, Metazoa, Mollusca, Gastropoda, Architaenioglossa, Ampullariidae. Bases 46 to 675 code for a protein of 209 amino acids. The record is from RefSeq and is a predicted model, not a curated record.